Rhagoletis pomonella (apple maggot) is the source of this 3397-nucleotide messenger RNA. It is a transcript of the gene yin, whose product is annotated as peptide transporter family 1. The record is from RefSeq and is a predicted model, not a curated record. Bases 307 to 2478 code for a protein of 723 amino acids. Gene Ontology annotation, cellular component: membrane. The transcript has 6 exons. NCBI's taxonomy places the organism in Eukaryota, Metazoa, Arthropoda, Insecta, Diptera, Tephritidae. Gene Ontology annotation, molecular function: dipeptide transmembrane transporter activity. Gene Ontology annotation, biological process: transmembrane transport; oligopeptide transport.
UUAAGAUCGACCGACUAGAGCUUAAAGCGAGGGAGAAGAGCUAAUAUUUAUAUGUAUAUUUUCAUUCACUUUGAUUGAUGAUUUAUUUGACAGCCUGCAAAGUGUUAUUUCAUAGCUUUUUCUUCGUUGCAGUGGCUACUUUUUCGGGUGAUUUUUUUUUUUUUUAACGCGUGUGCGUUGUUAACAAACCGUUUCUUAAAUAGAUGUGCUCAUUUUACGCAGUUGUUUUCUAUCAAAUAAAUAUAUCAGUUAGUUAUUGUAUACUAAACAUUUAAGUGUCAAGUAUAAAACUAUUCUCACAACAAAAUGGCUGAUGUGAUUGAGAAGGUAAACGCUGCUGAGUGCGAAGAAAUCGCAGAGCUUGAGCAAAACAAAAGCCAAAUUGAAAAACGGCCAACGGAGUAUCCCAAAUCGGUGGCAUUCAUUAUCAGCAAUGAGUUCUGUGAACGCUUCAAUUACUAUGGAUUGCGAACGAUUCUCGUGCUGUACCUCACCACAAAAUUGCACUACGACAAGGAUACGGCGACUGUGCUCUUCCACAUAUUCUCCAUGUUGGUGUAUUUGUUUCCGAUAGUUGGCGCCAUUAUCGCCGACAGCUGGUUGGGGAAAUUCCGAACCAUUCUAUAUUUGUCUAUGGUGUAUGCCUUGGGUGGCGUGAUUGUGUCGCUGGGCGCUAUUCCAUUGCUGCACCUACCCGUGAAAGAAAUCACCAUACUCGGUCUGACGUUGAUCGCGCUCGGCACCGGUGGAAUUAAGCCGUGCGUUUCAGCCUUCGGCGGCGAUCAAUUCCGCAUGCCCGAACAAGCGAAACAACUGGCCACCUUCUUUUCGCUUUUUUAUUUCGCCAUUAAUGCUGGAUCCACCAUCUCCACCACAAUCACACCCAUCCUGCGUGAGGAUGUGCACUGCUUCGGUGAUAAAAAUUGUUUUUCAUUGGCCUUCGGUGUGCCAGCUGUGCUGAUGUUGCUCUCCGUAGUGAUCUUUGUUGCUGGCCGGAAAUUGUAUGUUGUUAAGCCACCUGCUGGCAAUAUGAUAUUCGGCGUAUCGAAAUGCAUUUCCGAUGCCAUUGGCGGUUGGCGACGUGAGCGUCAGACGAACCCACGCAAGCACUGGCUGGAUUAUGCAGAGCCGACUUCGGGUCAAAAGAUGGUGGCCGACACCAAGGUUUUGCUGAAGAUUCUAGUGCUGUUUUUGCCAUUCCCCGUCUUUUGGGCACUUUUCGAUCAGCAGGGCUCACGUUGGACAUUCCAGGCGCAGCGUAUGGAUGGUGAAACAUUCGGUUAUGUAAUAAAGCCAGAUCAGAUGCAAGUUGUCAACCCAUUACUCAUUCUGGGCAUGAUUCCGCUGUUCACCUAUGUACUCUAUCCGAUAUUGGCAAAGCUGGGCAUUAAGCGACCAUUGCAAAAGCUCACACUUGGCGGUCUAUUGGCUGCCGUUGCUUUCCUGCUCUCUGCCUUCCUCGAAGUCAAACUGAAUGAGGUUGAUCCAAUGCCACCGGCGGCGCUCGAGGCUAAUUUGCGCAUCUACAAUGGUAUGCCUUGUGCCUAUCGCUUUGCCACAGAGCUACCGAAUCGUCCAAGUGUUGUUGAACCGCUUGGCCUGUGGGAGGGCAAGACGUUGUCCGUGGCACAGCCACUUCUUUAUCCAUUCAACGCAACGUCGGCAAGCGAUCGCUGCAAUAACUUUUCGGGCAUUUUCCGACUGACACCUGGCAAGGAGACGAGCUACUUUCUCUCUGGCGAAGGUAUGCAAGAGUUCGUAGACUCAUCGGCUAAGCCAAAGCUGGGUAAUCCAAUUGUACGCGUGCUAUUGAAUGUGCCGGACAAGGAGAGUGCCAUCACUUUAACCGACGCAGUAGAGACGGCAGUGCCAUUGGUCUUUCGCAAUGCCACCCAAGUGGUGAAUGUUGCAAAUGGUGAAAGCGAGUUGCAAGUGGCGAACAAGAAAAUCGCAAGCAUAAAUACGAAGGGUGGCGGUGUAUAUGCGCUGCUGGUGCAUGGCAAUGCCAGAGAUGGUUUUACCUCAAAAUCGCACAUCAUCACACCGCCCAAUAGCAUUCAUAUUAUGUGGCAACUACCGCAGAUCAUCGUCAUCACAGCAGCCGAAAUCAUGUUCUCCGUGACGGGUUUGGAAUUUUCAUAUACGCAGGCGCCACCGAGUAUGACGUCCGUCCUGCAGGCCUGCUGGCUACUGUCCGUCUCCAUCGGCAAUAUGUUGGUAGUUGUUAUUGCUGAACUGAAAUUCUUCGACUCACAGGCUGCCGAAUUUGCGCUUUUUGCCGCACUUAUGAUUGUCGACAUGUUCAUUUUCGUCUUACUCACUAUUCCAUACAAAUAUGUGGAGCACGGCGAGGAUCCUGAAGCUAAUCAAGUAGUGGUUACGCCCAAUAUCUCCAAGCAAAGAGAAGCCGAGCGAGAGACCUACAUCGGCAAUAGAGGAAAUGGGCACUUCAAUGAGGCUUACGAAGGAGAGCGUUAAACACAUAGACUGCAGCUAUAUUUAUUUUAUGUAUAUGUAUUUAAAUUUGAUAGGCUUGUUUUUUAAGUGUGUGGCAAAUUAUUAUACGCGUAGUUUUGUCGGCCAGCCAAGCAGCAGUAGUAACGCUGUGAUGUACUUAAGUAGGUUGUGGUUCGUUUAGCUCAGUCUAACUUAGGAUAAAUAUUUUAAGUUUUUAUUAUCUUUGUGCAUUUUGUAUAACUAUUGCGAUUGCCAUUUUGUUUGUACAUAAGUGUAUAUACAUACUUACCCAUAUAAAUAUUGAUUUUACCUUUAGCGUGUGUGCUAUUUUACAAUCUAUUUCAUAAAUAUCGUAUACUUAAGUACCCCGCAUACAUGUUUUAUAUAAUAAGUUUAUCUGUUAUAUGUUUUGGUUUUUAUAUUGUGGUCAAAAAAUUUAUUUUAUUUAUUUAUUUUUAAUAAUUUUCAUAUAAAAUACAGUUUGAUCCAUAACGGAAACCACAUAAAUAACAGUUUCAAAGUUUGCGCAAAUUUAACAUAAAUUAAUCAAACUUAAAAAAAAAUUACAUCAAAAUUUCAAAAUUGACACCCUUGACAAACACAAAAAAUCUAAAAAAUCAAUGGUAAUUUGUAGGGAUUUGAAACUUGCACUUUAAAAUUGGAUGGGCUACAAAUCCUUGCAUCCUUGAAAAUUUUCUAAAAAUUUAAAUUUUUGAUGCAAUUUUUCUUUAAGCUUGAUUAAUUUUUGUAAACAUUGUGCAAGCUUUGAAAUUUUUAUUUAUGUAGUUCCUGUUAUAGAUCGAACUAUAUUUAAAAUGAAAAUUAUUGAAAAUAAAUAAGUAAGUAUACAAGUUGCAAACAAUGUCAUUUUGAGUUUUGCUACUAUCGCAGCACAUGUUUGUGUGCAUAAAUAAUUUAACUUUGAUACUUUUAGUCAACA